Messenger RNA from Acanthochromis polyacanthus (spiny chromis), 1815 nucleotides. RefSeq names its product aurora kinase A and ninein-interacting protein. NCBI's taxonomy places the organism in Eukaryota, Metazoa, Chordata, Actinopteri, Pomacentridae. Gene Ontology annotation, biological process: spindle organization. Bases 146 to 1408 code for a protein of 420 amino acids. Gene Ontology annotation, cellular component: centrosome; spindle pole. The record is from RefSeq and is a predicted model, not a curated record. The transcript is spliced from 4 exons.
UCAAACAAACAGGCAAGGAAGACUUUCCCAACAAAAAGACAGCAUUUUUAGUUAUCUUUUUAAAAGUUAGAUACGUUUAAGAAACGCAAAGGCAAAAGGAAAACAUUCCGGUGCAACUUUAUGAGGUCUUUCUACAUUCUCCACUAUGAAGGCCUCUAAAGCAGCACAGCAGACCUCCACUCAAGAGGAAUGUGGUGUUUGGCUGGACACCGUGCAACUCAAAGGCAAAGCUAAAAAGAAAUGCCCUGCCCGCCCCAUUUCUAAAUUGCUAAAUCCUUUUGCUGGCGGGUCAGGAUACAAUUUGGCUGUGGCACUCAACUUCACUCAGACCAAAAUGGAAAUGCCAAAGACUAAACAGAGUUCAUUAUCAACCUUCUUCACACCGCAUCGAAGAGUCCUGAAUAAAAUAUCAGUUUCUGAAGCACCUGAUAUCGACCCAUCUUUGUCAUCAUUUUCCUCAACUACAUCCACAACCGUAGCAUCCGGGAGAAAACGAGGACGUGAAAUAUUUUCUGAGCCUGCUGUGGAUCGUGACUGUAAAAAUGAAAAUGUGACCGAGAUGGAAGAAACACUGCGGCAGAAGCAGGCAGAAUGUCAGUCACCUUCACAAAAAAUGUCCUGUGAAUCUGAGGAGGAGAAGUCUGAGGAGUGGAAACCACCACAGAGUAAGAAGAGGCUCACUGAUGCCUCCUCAUUGCCAGGUGAAAGUGAACCUCUUCUACAGGCGUGGAGUCAGGACCCACUGUUCACAUGCAGUCAGUAUUCUGAAGGUGAAUUUAACCCAGCUAGCCAGGAACAUGCUGCAGCAAAGAAUUUUAGCAACUCAGAGCCAAGUUUCCUGAACAGUCUACAAACUCAGAUGGACUUUGAAAAUCUAGUUGAUGAUGAAGGGAGAACAUCAACUCAGAAAUGCUUCAAACACCAUCAUUCUUCUCAGAUGGAGGAUGAGAAAGAAAACAGCUGGUUACCGUCGUCUAAUUCCCCAAUUAAACGCUCAUAUUUCUCUCAUUCUGGACCUCUUUCAAAUCAUAAAUGGACAGAACCAAAAAUUGCUUCACCUCGAAAACACACAAGUCAGCUGUGGAAAAAAGCUGCGAAAGAAGAGAGCCGCGACUCACAGAUCAAGUGGACAAAACUGAGCAGCUCUCCUCUUAAAAAACAAGCUGCACAGUCGCGGAGCAGAGAGGUGGAUGAGGACAGUUUGGCUAUGUUGUUUACUCAGGACUCUGAAGGCUUCAGGGUGAUGGCACACAGAGGUCUGCAGUCCAGGAGUCCACUUAAAGAUCAGAGUAAUGUAAGCACUGGGAUUGUGAGAACUAGUGCUUAUAAAUCUCUGGUGGAGGAGGAAGAGGAGGAUGAGAUUCUCUUUACGCAAGACUCUCAAGGAAACGUGGUGAUUAAGCACUGAAAAACGUCUUUUAAAUGUGAUUCCAGAGGUCUCCCUGUAUGGCUAUAGUCCAGCAAAUGUGGAUUUUAGUGGUGAAAAGCUAAAAUACCUCUUUUCUUGAAUACACAAACUAGAGAUACAGUUUAUAUAAUUUGAAACUGUGAAAAUGUUUCUACUCUUCUGUAACCAUCUUCUUACUUUGUCACACCUGUAGCUCUUUUGUUUGCACUCAGAUUUUUGUCAUUUUGCCUCACAUAUUGGAACUUCUUUUUGUUAUGCUGUCCCUGUUUUUUUUUGUUUGUUUGGGUUUUUUUCUCAAGCAUCAUAAAAUUUAAAAUGCACAACUGGGGGAUUUUGACUUUAUUUGAAAAAGGAUACACAAUUACAUUGAAUGGUUUUCUUGUCAAUAAAGUUUUUGAAAAGUAGAA